GGAGCUUUGUUCUCGCAAGCUUUCAGGAAAUCUAGAAAUCAAUCUCUGUGGGUUAAACUAGGACUACGAGUCGAUCGAAAUUCAAAGCUAAUCGGAGAUGGCUUCCUUGAAUGGCUUCGCAGAGAUCGUGGUUGUGCGCCACGGCGAGACUAGUUGGAACGCUAGCAAGAUUAUCCAGGGACACUUGAAUUCUGAGCUAAAUGAGAUCGGGAGACAACAAGCAACUGCGGUUGCUGUUCGAUUAUCCAAGGAGCCACAAUUUGCUGUCAUUUACUCUUCUGAUUUGAAGCGAGCUGCUGAGACUGCUGAGGAAAUAGCAAACAGCUGUGGCUUGCGUGAGGUAAAUUUUGAUCCAGCAUUGAGAGAAAGACACCUAGGUGAACUCCAAGGUCUGGCGUUACGUGAUGCGGCAAAGCUCAAAGCUGAGGCUUACCAGUGUUUCCUGUCUAAAAGUAGUGAUCAGAACAUCCCUGGUGGUGGAGAAAGUCUUAACCAGUUAUAUGACCGUUGUAUUUCUUGUGUGGAAAGAAUAGCUAAGAAGCACAAAGGUGAGAGGGUUAUUGUUGUCACUCACGGUGGAGUCUUGAGAGAACUCUACAAACGUGCUGCGCCAAACAGCAAAUUCCCAAAUGGUACUAUCUUGAACACAUCCGUCAACGUGAUACAAAUCUCAGAAAAUGGUAAAUGGAGCAUCAAAAUGUGGGGAGAUAUAAGCCAUCUUCAAGACAUAAGUGUUAUCAAGAGUACCAUAGCUGAGGAUAAGAACUUCUAUGCAGUUUAGCCUUACCACUUGUAUUAUUAUUUACCAAAAAACUUUUAUUAAGAAUGUUUCACUUCAUGACUUGUAUCCGUCUCAAAUUUAGAGUGAAAGAUAACAUAAAUUGAAAACACUGCAAUGUAUUUGCUUUCACAAUUCAUAUUAAAUCUUGUUAAAUUGCUGUUUCAGUUGAUUUGGUCAA
Dioscorea cayenensis subsp. rotundata (Guinea yam) is the source of this 959-nucleotide messenger RNA. RefSeq names its product phosphoglycerate mutase-like protein 4. The transcript is spliced from 6 exons. Gene Ontology annotation, molecular function: phosphatase activity. The record is from RefSeq and is a predicted model, not a curated record. The coding region runs from base 98 to 781 and encodes 227 amino acids. Gene Ontology annotation, cellular component: cytosol; cytoplasm. NCBI's taxonomy places the organism in Eukaryota, Viridiplantae, Streptophyta, Magnoliopsida, Dioscoreales, Dioscoreaceae.